CUAAUGUAAUUGAUUUCUUACAUUUUUGUGAUCAUUUUGUUAAUGACAGAUUUCCUCGUGUACUUGUCAUACCAUUUCAGAUUUCAUAGUGGCAUCUGGAAAAGUUGAUGAGGUGCCAGGUGCUACUCCUGUUCUCAAGUCUGAGAUUAUGGCUGAGGUGGAUGCAAUUUUAGAGCCACUCCUCCAACUUCCACAUGGUCCUCCUCUCAUCCAGCGUGCAUUGUUUUUCUAUCACCGACAGCUGCUACAAAAGCUUUCUAUUUGUUGAUUCUGUAACUAUGGCCAAUGAUGUUCAACUGGCUGCCCUUUUUUCCUGGAGUUGAUCCGAAAGGUGCUAUUAAUUCCGAGUGCAACGAGGUAGUUCAGUUUCUAACACAUUCUCAUCGCGAGGACGUGACCUAUAGAGCAAUGACUGUGUAUCGCGUAUUCUUGAUGCAAGGAUUGGGAGGAUUUAAAACUGAAGUCAGGGCAAGUGAUAAGCAACUAAUAAGUGGAAGUGUUGCACAGACCACUCGAGGUGCUGCUACAGAGUUGAUUGUGCCACAGAAUGGUCUUCUGGAUGCAGCUGCUGCUGGAGUUGGGGAUCCAACUGUGGCGCAGAAUGUUCCUCUGGAUGCUGCUGUUGCUGGAGGUUAAAAUCCUGUUGGGUUACAUACUUAGAGUAGUAGCAGCCGCAACCGAUGAGGCGGGCUGUAGGCGAUGAGAUUAAUUGGGUGAGCAAUGGAAUAGGUGGUUGCAAGCUAUGAUGUAUGAUGUCCUAAAUAUAGAAUGUGAGAGUACUACCGCAUGCAAUCCUAGAUUAGCUGCAAUGCAUGUUACUCGGGAUGCUGAUCAACAACUUGUACACAACUUGCUUCCUUUUUUGCUUUAGUAGUUCUCAUGCAUGAACUACUAUAGCUUUUCUUUUCAGACGAAUAUACCAGUGUUACAUAGCCAGUCGGACUGUUAAAAUCGAUACCCGCACACAAUUUCGAAUUGAAUCAUGCAAGAAAACGCUUAUGUUGAACCACUCAUGUCGUGACCUAAUUAUGUCGUGUCGUACUAGCCUUCAAGCGACGCGACCCGAUGGAUAUAAGGUUUUUGCGUCUGAUCUGCUCAUGUCAUGCUUGAUAACAAUUUCGAUAUUUGAAUUUCUAGUUUUGUAUAAUUUGAAUUACAAUGAACGUUAUGCGGAGGGUUGAAAAAGUUUUAUAUAUAUAUAUAUAUAUAUAUAUAUAUAUUAAGGUUUUAAGACAAUGUCGUGUAAUUAAAAUUCUCCCCAUAUUUCAAGGGCUUGGCAGUACGACUAUUUGUUUGAUUUACGUAAAUCUAGGCCAUCUUCUAAUCAAUAAGUGCUAUUUCU
Linum trigynum is the source of this 1342-nucleotide messenger RNA. The record is from the annotation of a GenBank genome assembly. Lineage: Eukaryota; Viridiplantae; Streptophyta; Magnoliopsida; Malpighiales; Linaceae.